GUUGUUGGGCUGAAUGUGAUGCUGCUACUGCCCUCUGUGGAUCACAUCUAAUCACAUUCAUCAACACAGACAUGACGCGCGGGCGUUCAUCGCGUCUGUUCAACUAAAGCUUUAUGAUUAAGCUUGAGUUUGGAAAGAAAAGCGCAGAAAGAUGCCGCAGAAGAUGCUGCGCUCCGUCGUGGGGCUUCUCUGCACAGGGGCGUGUUUAGUUCAGGGGAAGGAGUUUUGUUUCGGGGUGAACAAUGAACAGUACCGCUGUGAGAUGGGCUACUGCUGUGGAGAGACCGAGUGCUGCACGUACUAUUACGAGCUGUGGUGGUUCUGGCUGGUCUGGACCCUCAUUAUCAUGCUGAGCUGCUGCUGCGCGUACCGACACCGACGUGUGAAGAUGCGUCUGCAGCAGGAGCAGAGACAGCGGGAGAUCAGCCUGAUGGCGUAUCAGGGCGCCUCCAGCUCCUUCAUCGCUCCUCCUCCUCUCAACCUGCGCUUCUGGACGGACUGUAAGCUGCCCGACUACGAGGAGGUGGUGGCUCACCCGCCGACGCCCCCUCCACCCUACUCCGAGUCUCCUCCGGACGCCCCACAGCCGCCCGCGCAGGAGGAGCCGGAGCCUAGCGGCCGCCGCAGACACGUGACGGGCGACUCGGGCAUCGAGGUGUGCGUGUGCCGGCUGGACGAGGGCGAGGGUUCGGGGCCGGAGGAGGGCGAUGUGUGUCAGGGAGCAGCCGGCGGAUGCUGCUCUAAUGCCGGGAAGGAUCUCGCGGCCGAACCUGCUGCUGCCGCCGGCGAGCGCCUUGUGUGACGCCAGCGGAUUAUGGAUGAGCGAGACUUGAACUACGUUUCUACAGCACCGCGUGUGUCCGUUUCCCAGCAUCCUUCUCGCUUUCCUCUGCUCGACUCAGACUGAGCUAACGAUCCACUGCUUGUUUUUCACCGUGACUGCGGCCCCGGUGGGACUGUCUCCUGCGCGUCUCGCCCCUGAGGAGCAACACACACACAGAGUUUAAAGGGCGUGUCUGUUUUCAUAUGUUUGUGUGCCUGAAAAUCCCUUGAGCGCUGACAGAGCAGAUAAACACAGUCAGCUGAUCGUCUCAUACCUGUGUCUAUCUCAUCUGCUGAUCUGGAAGAUCGUGGCCUUUACCUUCUCGCACUGCUACUGUAAACCAGCGUCUGUGUGUGUGUGUUGAGCAGCAGGACGCGGUGUCCGGCGUCAGUGACAUCAGCAGCGUCACAUGACUCGACCAUUAUGAUUUAGGUUUAUUAGUAAAGCACAAAAAGUAGAGCCUCAGGCUGAUAGUUGCAUGACGGUUAUGUAGUGAAUCUCCUUCACUUGAUGUUUACCUGCAUUAAGGGCUAAAAUCAAUGUCGUUUCAGAAUGUUUGCGGUUGUUCCCUGGUGUCCGUCACGCUUGUUUUCCCAUCAUCCCUCUGAACCCUCAUUUGUUUCCUGUGUGUUGCACUGAAAGACGCUGUCGUCCUCACAUUUCUCCGAAUCCAACGCAGUUCCUGCAAAGUUUACAGAUUCUGUGCCUUUUUCCCGCUGGAGAACCAGACUAACUAACUAACUAGGCUAUGCAAAACACGAGGACCCGCCGCGGCAUCAGCAAUACGCUCUCAUGUUCACGUGCGAUCCGGCGAAAGCCUUCAUCUAGAUUGAUUUCUUCGACGGACACUCAUUACUGCGUCCGUCUGCCCGCGACUGAAAGCCAUGACUCUGGUUUCUGAUUUCUUAGUUUGUGUGCUAACUCAAUAACUCGUCUGUUGUUCAUAAACGCCUCGGUUUCAACCAGGAACUGUUUUAGGUGAAAUCUGAGGCAUCACGGAUGAUGAUGAUUUCUUCUGUUCAAAUAUGUGUCUAAUAAUAAGUGACGUUUAAUAUCGAGCCAAAUCACAGCGCCAGCUCUUCUGUAAAGCACGUUGAGCUGUUUUGACUUCAUACUCAUUUAUAAUAGUAGAGCUGAAGUGUGUAACGAACAUCUGACCGUCCGUCAGGUUUUCUGACAGCAGGUGAUGAUGAUGAUGAUGAUGAUGUUCACAGACCUACUGGUGUGUUUGAUCUGUGAUUUCAGCACUGACAGCCGUGUGGCGUUUCUACUGUCGCAUUAUUUAGAAAGACGUCUGCUGUGUCUCUAUAGUCAUUUGUAUUUUAUUUUUGUAAUAAAAACAAUAAACCAGCUUUGGCACUCA
Molecule: messenger RNA, 2186 nt
Organism: Megalobrama amblycephala (Wuchang bream)
Lineage: Eukaryota; Metazoa; Chordata; Actinopteri; Cypriniformes; Xenocyprididae
Gene: wbp1
Product: WW domain binding protein 1
Exons: 4
Coding region: 152-802 (216 amino acids)
Source: RefSeq, a predicted model, not a curated record